Papaver somniferum (opium poppy) is the source of this 636-nucleotide messenger RNA. RefSeq lists its product as uncharacterized. The transcript is spliced from 2 exons. Lineage: Eukaryota; Viridiplantae; Streptophyta; Magnoliopsida; Ranunculales; Papaveraceae. The record is from RefSeq and is a predicted model, not a curated record. The coding region runs from base 1 to 636 and encodes 211 amino acids.
AUGGCAGAUCUAGACCACACGGGGUCAAGUUCAAGGAACGUACCAUUCUGGGCACAAGAUGUAAUCAAGGAUAUAAUAUCUCGCAAUAUUCCUGAUGAAGAGGAUGGGUUCGAAACCCAUACAAGGGAUCAUGAUAAUGUCCCUAAAAGUAAGAAGGAAGAAAUUCCUCGAAAGGCAUCUGGUGAGGAAGAACUGGAGUACCUAGGGCAUAUCAUAACAGCCAAAGGAGUUGCAGCAGAUCCCUCAAAAGCGUAUAGCAUGCUAUCUUGGCCCACUCCCACUUCCUUAAAGGAGAUGAGAGGGUUUCCAGGGCUGACUGGCUAUUAUAGGAAGUUUGUUAAGGGGUGUGGAAGCAUUUGCAAGCUACUAGACGAUCUCUUGAAGAAGAAUGCCUUUUUAUGGAAUGAAGAAGCUAAAGAUGCAUUCCAAGAACUCAAGGAAACAUUGUGCAAAAAUCCAGUUCUUGCACUCCCUGACUUUUCAAAACCAUUUAUUCUAGAAGCUGAUGCUUGUGCAAGGGGAGUUGGAGUUGUUCUUACGCAAGAGGGGAAACCUAUAGCAUUCUUCAGCAAGCCAUUAGGACCUAAAUCUCUUGGAUUUUCCACCUAUGAGAAGGAACUCUUGUCUAUGGGAUAA